GCUGCAUGCGCGCGACCUGGGCGGGCAGCUCACCAUGCAGGCUAAACGCCACACGGCUUCCCUGCUGGGCCUCCUAAAGUCUUUGGAUGACGUGUGGCUACGAAUCCGGAGACUUCCAGUUCCACAGGUGCUCAAGGAGCAGGUCAUCAUUCAGGCCCUUUGGCCGAAAAUCUUCCACGCCACAGGCAUCAACGUGUGCCCUGACCAAGUCAUCUCCAAACUCCGUACCAAGGUGUGCAAAGCACUUGGCCACGGUCUGGCAGGUGCUCAACCUGCGGUCCGCCUAACCCUGCUCAGCUCCAACCCACUACUGGACCCGGGCCUGUACUGCCUCUGGACCACCUUCCGUGACUUCCGGCGCUUGACAUCCAAGCAGCCCUACCUGCUCUUGCUGUGGCAGGACUUCAUGGCGCACUUCUCUGGCCAUCUGCACCCGGGCCCAUUCAGCGUUCUUCUGAACCAGCUGGAGCUCCUUAGCUGGCAUCUGCAUGACCCUCCCUUCGUCUCUGACCACACGGGACAUCAAUUCGACUUCCUUGGUCUUGCGGAAGACCAACUUUGGACGAAGGCGGUGCAUGGGUGGCACCUCAGGCUGUCCCGGACACUUGCUCGGCGCAAGGACAUCGAUGGUCUUCUGGGUCUCGACUGGCGCCCAACUCAACUCGCGCUGCAAAGUCUUCCACCCCUUGCUCUGGCCAGCAUGCAGGCCCUCGUGGAAG
Molecule: messenger RNA, 719 nt
Organism: Effrenium voratum
Lineage: Eukaryota; Dinophyceae; Suessiales; Symbiodiniaceae
Source: the annotation of a GenBank genome assembly